Hibiscus syriacus is the source of this 1026-nucleotide messenger RNA. RefSeq lists its product as uncharacterized. The coding region runs from base 1 to 1026 and encodes 341 amino acids. Gene Ontology annotation, biological process: meristem maintenance; meristem development. The record is from RefSeq and is a predicted model, not a curated record. The transcript has a single exon. Lineage: Eukaryota; Viridiplantae; Streptophyta; Magnoliopsida; Malvales; Malvaceae.
AUGCAUUCCAAGCAUCGAGCUUUAUGGGAACAAGUUGGUAUUCACAAUGCAGUGAUGAGUUCCAGGUACGAUAUCAAACAACACAAAGAACUCGUUCUUCGUUUUGCCGAAAAAUGGAGUCUUGGGACAAAUACUUUUGUUUUUCCUUGGGGAAAAGCAACGAUAACCUUGGAAGAUGUUAUGGUCAUCGGUGGGUUUUCUGUUCUUGGUGAAUCUGUUUUGAACCCUUUGAAGAGUAAACACCUCCUCGAGGUUGAAGAAAGGUUGAUCAAAGGGCGAAAAAUGGCCGCAAGAGGAGGCUGCGUGCUUGCCACGCCUAAAGCUUGGAUUGACUAUUUCAUGGGAACUGGGAAUGAGCUUGAGCAUGAAGCAUUCCUUUCUUUAUGGUUAUCGAACUUUGUUUUUGCGACUUCUUCUUCUACAAGUAUAUGGAAGCAUGUUUUUCGUGUUGCGAUUCAUUUGGCUAGAGGGAAUCGGGUUGCUCUUGCACCGGCUGUUUUAUCUAGCAUAUAUAGGGACUUAAAUCUAUUGAAGGAUCGAUUCUCUGGCUCGGUUGUGGCACAAAGUAAUGGGUUGGUUAAUCUUUAUGCACCCUUUCAGUUAGUGCAGGUUUGGGUUUGGGAAAGGUUUCCGGGGUUGCGUCCGAUGCCAAAUUCGAUCUCGAGUAAUGAGCCGAGGGUGGUGAGAUGGAACAAGCUUAAGGUGAAUGUUGUUAAUGUGAAGCUAGCUAUGGAGUCUGCAGGAGGAAGUUUUCAAUGGCGGCCGUAUGUUACGUCGAUCGAUGAUUGGUCUUUGCCGAAGUUUUAUGGUGAUGAGGAACAGAAUGUGUUGCUCGAUUCUCGUGUUGAUUUGGACAAAGAGAUUCAUUCGUUUGUUAGAUGUUUGAGGGGCAGUGAACUCGUUGGGCUAGACAUCAUAGAGCAGUAUGUCUCAAGUCGGGUUUCGAUGCAAUUCGGAAUGGAUCAAGAUCUUCCGGGAUGUUUUGCUAGAUGCAAUGGAAACACUGAUAUUGCUUGGAGGAAUUAG